AUGGUAGCAGGCUUAGUCUGCGAGCCAAUGGGUCCUCUUGAAGCCAUACAAAUCUUCGGAAUUCAGCGCUACAGUAACUAUACCAGAGAAAAGACUAAUGAAGGUGUAAGGCUUAAGCAUCUCCAGCUUCGUCCGGAGGAUAAACUUAGGAAUAUUAAACAAAAUAUAGUUGCUAUGGAUUCUUUAGUUUUUGAAAGAGCAGACACACAGUACACUCCUGAAAAUAUCAACAGGGAGCUCAAUAAGAUUUUGGCAGCAGCUAAAGCUGGAAAAGAUCUUAUCUACUACACGUUCAAUGACAAGAAAUUUGAGAAAUCUCUCAUUGAACAGUAUGAAAAAAUGGUGGAUUUGCAUGCAACUAUA
This is a messenger RNA of Strongylus vulgaris, 363 nucleotides long. Lineage: Eukaryota; Metazoa; Nematoda; Chromadorea; Rhabditida; Strongylidae. The record is from the annotation of a GenBank genome assembly.